Chrysoperla carnea is the source of this 2045-nucleotide messenger RNA. RefSeq names its product zinc finger imprinted 3-like. The transcript is spliced from 2 exons. Lineage: Eukaryota; Metazoa; Arthropoda; Insecta; Neuroptera; Chrysopidae. Bases 105 to 1940 code for a protein of 611 amino acids. The record is from RefSeq and is a predicted model, not a curated record.
UAAAUAUCAUAAUUAAUUAUAUUGUUAUUUAGUGAUAUGUGACUUUAGGAGCUGGCGACAAGUUCCAGUUUUACUGUUAAAAUGUGGCCGGUGGGACUACUAAAAUGGGGACACGUCCUAAGCCCACUGAGCAUAUGGCGACAUCGAAAGAUGAGGCCCCAAACAGACGUCAGGUAGCAGAAAAUGUGUGUGAUGAAACAAUUCUUCACACAGGAAAUGUAGGCCCACAACCAUCUCAACAACAGCAACAUCCACAGCAACAAAAUAUCCAAGAACAACAGCAAUAUAAUCCACAGAUUCAGCAUCAUAUAGACAUCGGUCAAAGAAUAGUUCAGCAGCAACAAUUAUAUGAGAGGACAAGCACGGUACACCCACCUGGAUCGAGUAGUAUUAGUUCAUCUUCCACUGGAGUUGGAAGCGCUGAUAUAGGUGGAAGUAGCGUUCAACAUUACAUUCAACAACCAAAACAAAUUUAUUUACAUAUACCUGUAGAAACGACAUCGACAAAUAUAGUAGAUAGCUCAAAAAUAGUGCCAAAAUUAAUACGAAUCCAACAAGAUUUAUAUCAAAAACAAUUACAGCAAACAGCAUACGAUCAACAACCUGGUCCAAGUGGCUUACAACAACAAACAUCGUACAAGAAACAGCCAAAAUCACGUUCAAAAUCAAUCCAAUGUGAAAUAUGCCAAAAAUUUUUUUUAAACAUAACAAAGUUACAAGCACAUAUCAAAUCAACACACCAGCACGAUGAUACAGCAUCAACGAGUUCCGAUAACAGUUCAAUGCAAUUCUCCUGUGAGCAUUGUAACAAAAAUUUUAGUUCAAAAUUUAAAUUAGUCCGACAUGUAUUGAUACAUUCAGAUCGACGACAAUUCUCGUGUACGGUAUGCGAACGAACAUUUCAUCGUAAAGACCAUCUUAAAAAUCAUAUUAAAGUACACAGUCCUACAAAAAAAAUUUACACGUGUGAUCGCGAGCAUUGUAAAAAGGAAUACACAUCUGCACUCAGUUUUAAAAAACAUUUAGCUAUACAUUUCGCUGAAGAGGGUCACCUAGAUUGUAAGAUAUGUUCGAAAAAAUUUGAUACGAAAUCAGAGAUAUUGUAUCACUUAAAAAUACAUGCUGGAUCGCGUACAAUUAAAAAUCCGAAUGAGAAGAAAUUUCGUUGUGAUUUUUGUGAAAGAAAAUUUUUUACGCGGAAAGAUGUACGACGGCAUUUAGUUGUGCAUACUGGACGACGUGAUUUUUUAUGUCAAUUUUGUCCACAACGUUUUGGGCGUAAAGAUCAUCUAGUACGACAUAUUAAAAAAUCCCAUUCCACAGAGGAAUUAAAUGUUAAGAAGGAAAGCACAGAUUUUGAUACGAGUUUAAUUAAAGUGGAACAAAAUUAUGAAAUGUUAGGACAAAAACCAUCAACCAGUAGUAGUUAUUCUUUAAAAAAGGAAAUUGAUCCGAAUAUUAUAAAAAUUGAACAAAACUACGAAUUAUUGCGAAGUAGUACCCAAGCACCGACAUAUUUUACGGAUACAUCAUCAACAAGUAAAGUUAUUAAAACAGAAACUACUAUAAUUCCACAAAUUUAUACACCAGAACAUGAAUAUCCUAGUUUCCUGGAUACGACGCAACAAACAAACAUAUAUCCAGAGAAUUUUACAACAUUUGCAAAUUUAAAUCCGAUAUUAACAUCUACGGCGGAUAUGCUAAUUGAAGAACAUCAGCAUCAACCAGAAGAUGAUAUCGGUAUUGAUCUAGAUCAAACUGCACGAGAUGCAAUUCUCGAACAUAAUUUUAACUUAGAUGAUAGUUCGGUGUUACAUGAUCCCGAUUUAUUAGAAUUAAUUUCCGAAAAUGAUUUAAUAAUGUCAUCCAACGACGACGAAGAUUCAAAACCCUUACCAGGAUUUAGCCAAGCAUUUCAAAAUCCACCACAAAAAGAUUAAAACACUAAUUCAAAACCAGUGUGCCUUCGUUUUACACCAAAUCUUUUUUUUUUUUUUAAUUAGUGAUCACUUAUAUUUUUAGUGAACGCGCUAAAAACUAUUUAU